AAUCUUUCAUUCCCCUGCUUCGGUCCACAGACAGUCCUUCCGGUUUGACCGCCAUCACAGACGGCAGACAUGGCUAUUCGUUAUCCUAUGGCUGUCGGCCUUAACAAAGGUCACCCAGUCACCAAAAAUGUAACUGCUCCCAAGCACAGCCGCCGGCGUGGGCGUCUUACCAAACACACCAAGUUUGUCCGGGACAUGAUCCGUGAAGUGUGCGGUUUUGCUCCAUAUGAGAGGCGAGCCAUGGAGCUGCUCAAAGUGUCCAAGGACAAGAGAGCGCUCAAGUUUAUCAAGAAGAGGAUUGGCACUCACAUUCGGGCCAAGAGAAAGAGAGAGGAGCUGAGCAACGUACUUGCUGCCAUGAGAAAGGCUGCUGCCAAGAAAGAGUAAAUUUCAUUUAAUAAAACAUGAAAACAAA
This is a messenger RNA of Archocentrus centrarchus (flier cichlid), 415 nucleotides long. It is a transcript of the gene rpl36, whose product is annotated as ribosomal protein L36. Gene Ontology annotation, biological process: translation. Gene Ontology annotation, cellular component: ribosome. The coding region runs from base 70 to 387 and encodes 105 amino acids. The transcript has 4 exons. The record is from RefSeq and is a predicted model, not a curated record. Gene Ontology annotation, molecular function: structural constituent of ribosome. NCBI's taxonomy places the organism in Eukaryota, Metazoa, Chordata, Actinopteri, Cichliformes, Cichlidae.